This is a messenger RNA of Rangifer tarandus platyrhynchus (Svalbard reindeer), 525 nucleotides long. The record is from the annotation of a GenBank genome assembly. Lineage: Eukaryota; Metazoa; Chordata; Mammalia; Artiodactyla; Cervidae.
AUGGCGGCGGGGCUGUGUGCUGAGGCCCUGCGCCUGCGCUGUGAGCUGCAACCGUCAGCACGGAGCACUGAGCUAGCUUUCUGUUACACGGCAGCCUUCCGCCAGCCGUCUGUCUCACACGUGGUCGUGUAUAUGUGCCAGCGCGGCUCUCCCGGCUCUCCCUUCACAGCGCCCACCCACUACACUGUGUCACAGCAGGGUUUGGCAGACUAUGACACGCAGGCUGCCUCCAGCAGCCCCAUUGCCCUGUCCAUUUCUCCUCUGCUUCUGGAAGAACCUGACAUAAAAGUAUUUUUAACUAAGAGCCCAGAGGUGGGCAGUGCUGGGGCUGGUUCACUCGGCAAGGCCGUCAGCAACCAGACGGUUCCAUCCUUCUCUUCCCUCUGCAGCAGUGGCUUUGUACCUUCCGGCAUGUUCCAUGAGGAAGACAAGAUGGCCACUGCCGCUUCAGAUAGUGUGCUUGCACCUGAGGAUCUAAAGCCGGAAGUGCUGGGGUGGGGGCAGGAGCGGAGGAGCAGCAGGUGA